Messenger RNA from Aaosphaeria arxii CBS 175.79, 981 nucleotides. RefSeq lists its product as uncharacterized. Bases 1 to 981 code for a protein of 326 amino acids. NCBI's taxonomy places the organism in Eukaryota, Fungi, Ascomycota, Dothideomycetes, Pleosporales. The record is from RefSeq and is a predicted model, not a curated record. The transcript is spliced from 5 exons.
AUGUUGAGAACCAAUCUGGACGAACACAGGCUACUACAUGUUCUGAGAGAGAAUGCGAAUGGGGGCGGACCGCAAGACACAAGAAUGAUGAAUGAGCUGCGUCGCCUGAAACAUGCAGGGAAGCCGCUGAGAUGGGUGAUGAUUCCUGAACUGAUUCCAGGGACUGCAAGUACAAGACAAUGGAUCAAAGAUGCAAGAAAUCUAUUGUGGGAUGAAGAUGACGAGAAGGCACAUUUGCGACAGCAGAGGCUUCUUCAGCCAGGUGCGCUAGAUCUGCCCCACGACGAAUACCAACUCAGGAAGUACUGGCCGCUUUUCAUGUGCGCCCUACGACCUAUGUCCCCGAAGCUUUCUGAAGCAGCAAAUGCCGUGUAUCAGGCACUAUGCAGGAAAGACUGUGUCCCUGAUGAUGACGAUCUGUUCAUCAGAACAAUGGAGACAGAUACAAGGCAUGGCCAAUUCAUUGUGGCUGCUCUAGCCCUGGAGUCAAAGAUCCUGUAUCCAAUAAUUUCAGAGUUGGAAGCAAAGAUAGGAAAGUCCGGGAAGAAGCUGAAACCGGAGACUGCAACAAGCCAGAGUCAGAACAAUACACAGUAUCAACUAUCCAUCCAGCCGCUGGUGGACACGAUGCCCAUGGAUUUUGACCCGGGCACGAAUGAAAUAGACGAAGAGACCUUGCUUAAACUGUUGAAAAGCUUCGCUGAUGAGCUUUUGGCCGAAAAGUUGAGACAAGAUGGCACUAUCAACAGCAAGCGACCGGCUCCAGCCACGGUGGAUGAUCAAUGGCAUACUCAUACUUCUAAACGGCUUCGCGAAACCGUGGAAGACACUAACCCCAAAGCUUUUAUCCCAAUUGAAAUCUCAUGUUUUGAUCAAGAUGCACCGACAAUCCUUUUCCCAACUUUGGAAAUUUUGACAAUGGUUUGUUAUCUGAUGUUUCCACCACAUAGAUCUCUACGAAUGCAUAAGGAUUUGAUUUGA